Molecule: messenger RNA, 409 nt
Organism: Drosophila guanche
Lineage: Eukaryota; Metazoa; Arthropoda; Insecta; Diptera; Drosophilidae
Gene: mRpL33
Product: 39S ribosomal protein L33, mitochondrial
Exons: 3
Coding region: 116-310 (64 amino acids)
Biological process (GO): translation
Cellular component (GO): mitochondrion
Source: RefSeq, a predicted model, not a curated record
UAUUUCUAAGGGUGAGUCCGCGGUCACACUGAUCAGCUGUUUCUUGCACAACAUUUGCGGCGUUUUGCCCGUUUUUCCCCAAAAAAAGAAGAAAACAUAAAAUUAGUGACACAAAAUGCGCCUCACCAAUGUUCUGUUCAAGAAGGUGAAGAGCAAACGGAUCAUGGUCGUGCUGGAGAGCGUGGUCAGCGGACAUCAGUACAAUGCGUUCCGCGAACGCCUGGCCGAGAAGAUCGAGAUGAUACGCUUCGAUCCAUACAUUCAACAGGAGAGCCUCUACCGCGAGCGCAAGAAAAUUCGCAGCGCCUGAACAGGCUGGAUGGAUACAGAUCCAUAAUCUACAGAACAAAUAAAUGUUACGCUACACAAACACACACACAGAAACGAAUGUUGCAUUUCUUUCUUGGAG